Molecule: messenger RNA, 614 nt
Organism: Trichomonas vaginalis G3
Lineage: Eukaryota; Parabasalia; Trichomonadida; Trichomonadidae
Exons: 1
Source: RefSeq, a predicted model, not a curated record
AUGGCAGAAGACAUAGUGGUUUAUACUAUUACGACUAAAAACCCUGAGUCAUAUAAUUCUAUAACAACAAACUUACAAAGUCCUCAAGGACGAUAUUGUAAACUAACUUUAAACACAAUGACGACUAAAGCCUGUUUUGCUCUUUUGACACCAGAAGACUUUGUUGUUGUGAAUGGUAAAAAAUACUUCUUUGAAGAUACUUACUCAGAUAUACCACCAACAGGUUUUGUUGACUUAUUUAAUACUUUAAGGACGGAUGUAACAUGUGCUGCAACUAGAGCAGGUUUCAUUAUGUUUGGAUGUCCGACUGAGUUUAGUAUAAACGAUAUGAGCUAUAAUACAAAACUUAUAUCUGGUUUUUACUACCAACAGUUUCCUAUAACAGGAAAAGGUGUCAUACAAGGUUUGUCUGUUCCAUUGACUUUAAGUACACCUAUUUUAUAUAUUGUUUCAAACUUAGGUUCAAAGUGCUAUUCGAAUAUCGACAGAAACUACUAUGACCAAAAGAUACUCAUGCGUAUAAACAACACAUUCUCUGCUGGUUUGCCUAUUGUUCAUUCGAAUGCAGAGUUUUCAGCUUUAGUGAACUCAAACACUUUGGCAAACAUAAACUU